CAGUCACGGUGCAUGGUCACUCUCUCUGCACGUUCUCUUGCUCGUCUCUUCCUUGGCUCUAUCGUCACUCUCUCUCUCUCUCUCUCUCUCUCUCUCUGUAUAUAUAAUAGAGUGGAGGAGGAGAGAGAGGAAGUGAGUGUGAGUGUGUGAGUUAUGGACGUCUAUGGAUUAUCAUCGCCGGAGAUGAUUCGAGUCGACGACCUUCUCGACUUCUCCGACAUGAACGACGACAUCUUCUCCUCCUCCACCGACGCCACCGCCUCUUCCUCCUCCUUUCCGCCGCAUAAUUCCUUCGCCCACAAUUUCCCCUCCGCCUCCUCCUCUUCCCCUUUCCUCACCGAUUUCACCCACGAUCUCUGCGUUCCGAGUGACGAUGCAGCUCAGCUCGAAUGGCUGUCGCAGUUCGUCGACGACUCCUUCUCCGAUUUUCCGGCGAACCCAUUAGGAGAAGCCAUGAUUAACGUCAGACCCGACUCGUCAUUUCCCGGGAAGCCACGGAGCACGCGAUCUAGACCCACCGCCGGGACCUGGCGAGCGAUGCCAGAUUCCGAAGGCCGCGCCGCCGGAAGGGCUAAACCGAUGAAGGAAGGAGGAGGAAGGAAUAUCUCCGGAGAAAUAGCCGGAGGAGCGAGGCGGUGCACGCAUUGCGCGUCGGAGAAGACGCCGCAGUGGAGGACGGGACCACUGGGUCCGAAGACGCUGUGCAACGCGUGUGGGGUCCGCUACAAGUCCGGUAGGCUCGUGCCGGAGUACAGACCGGCGGCAAGUCCAACGUUCGUGCUGACUCAGCACUCGAACUCUCACCGGAAAGUGAUGGAGCUCCGGCGACAGAAGGAGGAGUUCACGAGACAACAUCAUCUUCAACUUCAGCAAACACCGUUUCAGCCGCAGUAGCAGCUUUGCGUUUGCGAUUGGGGUGGAGGGUUUGGAUCAUGAGAUUGAUGACGUGUCGCGAUAAUCACGUGACCGAGGAGCUAAUGUUAAACAGUAAAAACUCCUCGUUGAUUAAAUUAAAAUUUUGGUUACCCUUUUCUCUCCCAACGUUAUAUCAUCCAAUUUGUUUUUUUACUCGAACGAGACAACGAAGUAGAGGGAGAAAAAAAGGCGGCAUUUAAUUUCCUUGUUAACUUUCAUCAGUUUGCGUCAGUUAUUUUGAAGCCUAACUCUCAA
Messenger RNA from Tarenaya hassleriana, 1170 nucleotides. Its product is annotated as GATA transcription factor 4. Gene Ontology annotation, biological process: positive regulation of DNA-templated transcription. The coding region runs from base 154 to 894 and encodes 246 amino acids. Gene Ontology annotation, molecular function: sequence-specific DNA binding; zinc ion binding. The record is from RefSeq and is a predicted model, not a curated record. Gene Ontology annotation, cellular component: nucleus. Lineage: Eukaryota; Viridiplantae; Streptophyta; Magnoliopsida; Brassicales; Cleomaceae. The transcript is spliced from 2 exons.